AUGUCCCGCUCCACUGCCCCCGACGAGGGCGCCACGUUCGAGCACCUGUGGAGCUCUCUGGAGCCCGACAGCACCUAUUUCGACCUGCCCCCGACGAGCCGGGGUAGUAAUGUGGGGGCAUGCGGCGCAGAGACCAGCAUGGACGUCUUCCACCUGCCAGGCAUGGGCACCCCGUCUGCCAUGGCCCAGUUCAAUCUGCUGAGCAGCACCAUGGACCAGCUGAGCAGCCGGGCGGCCGCCGCCAGCCCCUACACCCCGGAGCACGCGGCCAGCGUGCCCACCCACUCGCCCUACGCGCAGCCCAGCUCCACCUUCGACACCAUGUCCCCGGCGCCCAUCAUCCCCUCCAACACCGACUACCCCGGCCCCCACCACUUCGACGUCACCUUCCAGCAGUCCAGCACCGCCAAGUCGGCCACCUGGACGUACUCCCCGCUGCUGAAGAAGCUGUACUGCCAGAUCGCCAAGACGUGCCCCAUCCAGAUCAAGGUGUCCACACCGCCGCCCCCGGGCACCGCCAUCCGCGCCAUGCCCGUCUACAAGAAGGCGGAGCACGUGACCGAGGUGGUGAAGCGCUGCCCCAACCACGAGCUCGGGCGGGACUUCAACGAAGGACAGUCUGCCCCGGCCAGCCACCUCAUCCGCGUGGAGGGCAACAACCUCUCGCAGUACGUGGACGACCCCGUCACCGGCAGGCAGAGUGUCAUGGUGCCCUACGAGCCCCCACAGGUGGGGACCGAGUUCACCACCAUCCUGUACAACUUCAUGUGCAACAGCAGCUGUGUGGGGGGCAUGAACCGCCGGCCCAUCCUCAUCAUCAUCACCCUGGAGACCCGGGAUGGCCAGGUGCUGGGCCGCCGGUCCUUCGAGGGCCGCAUCUGUGCCUGUCCUGGCCGAGACCGCAAAGCCGACGAGGACCACUACCGCGAGCAGCAGGCCCUGAACGAGAGUGCCGCCAAGAACGGGGCCACCAGCAAGCGCGGUGAGCGGAGCUCCGGCUGGGGUGUGGGCAGGAGGGCACCCCCAAGGUCCGCCUCCCUCGCUCAGGUGCGGGGCCGGGAGAACUUCGAGAUCCUGAUGAAGGUCAAGGAGAGCCUGGAGCUGAUGGAGCUGGUGCCCCCGCAGGUGGUGGACUCCUACCGGCAGCAGCAGCAGCAGCUCCUACAGAGGCCGAGCCACCUGCAGCCCCCGUCCUACGGGCCGGUCCUCUCGCCCAUGAACAAAGUGCAUGGGGGUGUCAACAAGCUGCCCUCGGUCAACCAGCUGGUGGGCCAGCCACCCCCGCACAGCUCGGCGACCGGGCCCAACCUGGGGCCCAUGGGCCCCGGGCUACUCAACAACCACGGCCACACCCUGCCGGCCAACGGUGAGAUGAACGGCAGCCACAGCUCCCAGUCCAUGGUCUCGGGGUCCCACUGCACCCCACCUCCCCCCUACCACGCCGACCCCAGCCUGGUCAGUUUUUUAACAGGACUGGGGUGUCCCAACUGCAUCGAGCACUUCACCUCGCAAGGCUUACAGAGCGUUUACCACCUGCAGAACCUGACCUUGGAGGACCUCGGGGCGCUGAAGAUCCCCGACCAGUACCGGAUGACCAUCUGGCGAGGCCUGCAGGACCUGAAGCAGAGCCACGACUGCGGGGCGCAGCAGCUGAUCCGCUCCAGCAGCAACGCGGCCACCAUCGCCAUCGGCGGCUCGGGCGAGCUUCAGCGGCAGCGCGUCAUGGAGGCCGUGCACUUCCGCGUGCGCCACACCAUCACCAUCCCCAACCGCGGCCCGGGCGCGGGCCAGGACGAGUGGGCGGACUUCGGCUUCGACCUCCCGGACUGCAAGGCCCGGAGGCAGUCCAUCAAGGAGGAGUUCACGGAGGGGGAGGCCAACUGACGGCGCCGGAGC
Miniopterus natalensis is the source of this 1896-nucleotide messenger RNA. The record is from RefSeq and is a predicted model, not a curated record. NCBI's taxonomy places the organism in Eukaryota, Metazoa, Chordata, Mammalia, Chiroptera, Miniopteridae.